This is a messenger RNA of Exophiala aquamarina CBS 119918, 1083 nucleotides long. RefSeq lists its product as uncharacterized. The transcript has a single exon. The record is from RefSeq and is a predicted model, not a curated record. The coding region runs from base 1 to 1083 and encodes 360 amino acids. NCBI's taxonomy places the organism in Eukaryota, Fungi, Ascomycota, Eurotiomycetes, Chaetothyriales, Herpotrichiellaceae.
AUGCAUCAAACUGCCAAAGAGUUUAUGUCCAGAUACUAUUUGUGGGAUAAAAUCUUCUACAGCUGUGCCGGUUUCGUUCGCCAAUCGGACUUGGACCUUGCCAUGUUGAGCGGCUUAGUUCGCCGUCUAAAAUGCUGCAGAGAAGCCGCCAUUAUUCCAGAUGUUCCAGAAGAUCUGGAUAUUUUUGAUGACCAUCCUGGACUCAACGAUGGGAUACCAUACUGGCCUGAGACUCCUCCACGCGGCUGCGAGCUUCUUGACGCUGCAAUCACAUACGCAAUGUCCUCAACACCGCCCCGCGACUGCUUCGACCACUUCGUGGAGCUCGUUGACGAGCUAGAUAACGCUGGCAUUCAACUCACUAGGGAUUGGAAAAACGAGCUCCCAGAGACAUAUAGAUCAUCUCAGAUUGCAAAUGUAAGCUGGAUUGAAUUCUUUUUGAUCCCAGAUGAGGAAUCACAUCCACUCUCAGCCAGUUUGAAGUUCAGGAGCUUCUUGGAUUUGGCCAUCUUAUUUGACUUCGAGGUAUACGUGGAAGCAAAGAUUAAACGCAAGGAGAUUACUCCAUCUCAGCUACAGUCUUUGCUUCUACGGGCGACGCGGUUCAUGCUAGUGCAGUGGCAGGGAAUAGACCGUACCAGGCAAGAAUACCCCAAACCGGGGAUUUCCAGGAUGCUACUUCGAAAAGGUGCUGACCCUAACUGUCGAGAUGCGGAGUCGAACGCAGCUAUAGCGUCAGAGCACGGUUGGACCGCAUGGACGGGCCUACUCCAGGAUGACUACUACGAAGGGGAUCCUGGUACUGAGGAUUACUUCUUGGAACAGUGGAUUCUUACCGUGAAAGUUUUCCUUAAUUAUGGAGCCGACCCAACUGUGCAGUGGCACAGGCCGCACAUAGACAAGAAGAGCGACGAACAUAGACGAGUACUCGAACUUGCCAGCCCGGAUAUCAUUUUUAUCGAGGCACUGGCUGACAAGCCGAAAUACAAGAAGGACUUAGCCGACAUCAUGGACCUUCUGAGCCGGGCGAAAGCUAACUGGGGUGAUGGCACGGUGCAGAGGGAACAGGUAGAAGGGUACUAA